Molecule: messenger RNA, 336 nt
Organism: Acanthoscelides obtectus
Lineage: Eukaryota; Metazoa; Arthropoda; Insecta; Coleoptera; Chrysomelidae
Source: the annotation of a GenBank genome assembly
AUGGGAGUUCUGCAGGUGAUUAAAAACAUUCAAAACACUGUCUCUAUUCCAACAACCCAACCUCAACAGCUGCAGAUUUAUGCUCCUCCAUGUUCUCAACAACACACACACCAGUACCCCUGCAGCUCUCCAUUACAGAACUCUCAGCAAUAUCCCUCUUCUGACGUUUCAUACACUCCACUGCUAGGCAGGGUCUCUAGUCAACAUCAUGAAACGAUUCCAUCGAGUACCAUAUCUACAAACAUCAUAUCUCCUGGUUCUAAUGACACACAAACUAGUAGUAAUUAUAGCAAUUUGACAUCCCCUUUCUCACAUAAUUCAGAUAUUGACUUUUGA